Molecule: messenger RNA, 4897 nt
Organism: Psylliodes chrysocephalus
Lineage: Eukaryota; Metazoa; Arthropoda; Insecta; Coleoptera; Chrysomelidae
Source: the annotation of a GenBank genome assembly
CGACAGGAACCGAGCAGGAGACGGACGACACUCGCCUGAAUCGCGCUUGGCCGUGGAAGUCGUGGAACACACGCGCUUGGACCGGUGCGGUGACCACACAGCUUCACGGGUCCAGAGUAAACUUGAUCCCUUUGGUCAAUCGCACACGAGACCUUUUCGAAAAUCGCGAUAUACAUAUUUCAAUUAUGACUAAAUAUAAUUUUAUGUUGGACUAUUGUUGAUUUUUUUAUUAUUAAUUUGUGUUUUUAUUUUAAUUCACGUGGUUGUUGACACUUUGUGACUUAUUGGUGAUAAUGAUUUAGUGAAAGGAUUUUUUUUUAAUUUUCGAGAAUGAAGGACAAUUUUUAGUGCUAGCCGGACUCGAAGCCCAAACAUUUUCAAAAUGAGAAUUAAAAUGCCAGCGGUCAGAAUCGCACAAGAUGCAGAUGGAGUUGAGGGCGACCCACACCAAGACAUCUUGACCUGCGGCGUUUGUCAAAAGCCCUUCGCCCUUUCAGACAUCGUUCGAUUCAUCCAACACAAAAUCACCUCCUGCAACAAAGAAAAUUUCGGUCAAUGCUAUACAAACAACGAAAAAGAAAGAGACACCGACGAUGGAAAUUUACCACUAUCGUCGAUUAAUAGUAGAAGGCCAAGCAUAUCAGCACCCAUCUCUGGUAAAAAAACGACGGGUAGCAGAGUCCACACUCCUCCACCGGCUUCUCCGCGGCUUCCAGCACCAGGCGAUCUCUGCGUGGAUGGAGCUGCAUCGUCCACGCCGAAAAGAAGAGCCUCCUCACCGUUGACGAGUUCCAGUCCUGAGGAAGACAUAAAACCUUUAAUUAAACAGGAAAAAAUGGACAACACUACCUCUUCCGAAGAAAAUAGUUGUAAACGAUCGAGAACGGAAUUUGCAGACGCCGAAUCGAAUACAACGCACAGUGAACCCAGUACCUACGUAUGUAGUACCUGCAAAGUUCGACUACACUCAGCUUGGAGGUUGAUUCAACACGUACAAAAUUCACACGGAAUCAAAAUCUACGUAGAAAGUUCUCCAACCAGCUCAAAGAACAGUAACAAUAAUAAUCACAGCGGUAGUAGUACGAGCAGCUCCAGUUCAGGAUGUUCUUCUGGCGCAGUGCCACCUCCACCUCCAAAUAUGAGGCAUCAUUUAUUGCCACCUCCUGAUUUGCACAAUCCUUUUGGUGUCGGUGGGUUACUGCGAUUGCCAUUGCCGCCUUUAAACCACGGCCCUGUACCACCUGCACCGCUGUUCUCUCGCCCUGAACAUCAUUAUAGGAUAGACCAGUUAGUAAGUGAGCAGUUUCGUCAUCACGGGCUUAAUUUAGCGGCAGCUGCUGCAGCUGUAGCUGCGGGAAACGUACCUCCACCUCCUCAUUCAAGUUUUCCAUCUCCGGCUGAUCGAGUUAGCUCGGUAAACAACUUACCCCCCAGGGACAGGAGCACCCCAAAUCAACCUCUUUCAUUGGAACCCCAGCUGGAUUUUUACUCGCAGCGGUUGAGGCAAUUGGCAGGCACCACCAGCCCGGGAACGGCACAGGCAGGCUCGCCGUCACCCCGCAAGCACUCACCGCCUUUCGCGAGUCCAUCCCCUUCUUCCCAGAUGCCGCCAACUUCUAUACCCAAUAACAUAAGCUCCAGUAGUAGCAAUAACAACAAUAAUAGUAGUAAUAGCAGUAGACCUCCUAGUACCUCACCUCCUACAAAAUCAGAUGAUCAGAUCAUGCACACACCUAGAUCAGCCAGUACUCCUCCUGGUAAACCUGGAUCACCAAAGACAUCUUCAAUCGAAGCAUUACAUGCUUGCGAUUAUUGCGGUAAAAAGUUUCGUUACCAGAAUAACCUUGAUGUACACCGAAGAACUCAUCUCGGAGAGCUUCCUUAUAAAUGCGCAAUUUGUGAUCACGCUUACGCACAGGGUUCUAAGCUAAAGAAACACAUGAAGAUACAUCGAACGCCUGAUGACCGAACUAGCAAUGCGGGAUCAGUAGAAACCAUGGACGGUGAAGAGAGUGAAGAAGAAGAAGAUCUCGAUGAAGAUGAAGAUGAAGAGGAAGACGAUAUUGAGGAGGAAGAAGCUGAAGAUUUGAGCGUUCCCAGUCAACCGCCAAAAAACCCGUCGAGUCCAUCAGCUUCACUGGUAGGUGAACUGAUGGACAAAUUUGGUCUUAGUAAUAUCGCGCAAUACAGUGAAGCCUACAAGCAAGCUUUACAAGAAUCAAACACUGCCUUGAAACUUCAAUUUAGCAAAGAUAGAGAUAAUAACAAUACUAGUCUGUCCAGUCAGCUAAAAAUUCGUGAUGAGUUUGCUAAAGGAUUGUUACCAGUUCCACCUCCACAACCUUUACCUUUAUUUCCCCAUUUUAACGACUCAUUUGAAGCGUCGAAGAGACUUAAGUUGGAGCUAGACAGGAAUGACUGGUGGUUAUCAGGGUUACCUAGAGAUAAUAAAGGACUACCUGGACCAAGUGCGCUACUUCCUAACCCGCUGAUAAAGAAAGAAUCCCGCCGAAAUGAUACUUGCGAAUAUUGUGGUAAAGUGUUUAAAAACUGUUCGAAUUUAACUGUACAUAGGCGAUCUCACACUGGGGAGAAACCGUAUAAAUGUGAACUAUGUUCGUACGCAUGCGCGCAGAGUUCGAAAUUGACUCGACACAUGAAGACGCAUGGUCGAAUCGGCAAAGACGUAUACCGGUGUCGAUUUUGUGAAAUGCCGUUUUCCGUUCCUUCAACCCUAGAAAAGCAUAUGAGGAAGUGUGUAGUCAACCAAGGCAAAGGUCAUUUACUGAGCACCAUGCCGAUGCUGUCAGGGGACGAAGAUUCUUCCACGAGUAUAACUUCCAAAGAGGCAGUAUGACUCUUUCCAUGGGGUGGAAUGAGAUUGCCCCCUCCACCCCCUAGUUUAACGUACUAGUCCCAAUGAACUGUUUAGAAGAAUUUGUUGUUGUGAACAGUGAUUUUGCCUUUGUUGGAAAGUCUAGUUUAAUUUGAUUUUUUGGUGGCUAGGGCUAGGUAUUAGUACUUUUAGCCAACAUAAAAUACAAUUAACUAGUACUGUUGGUUAAGGUUAGUGCAACCAAUAUUCUGGACUUAACUUUUCAAAUAUUUUAGAGAAACAAUAAUUGCGGGUCUAAAAUUAUAUUUAUUUUUUUAAUGGCGCAAUAAAUUUUCAAUUCAUUUUUAGUUGAGACAAAUCUCUCUUUCCAGAGAAUUUUACACUUUUGCAAUUAUUAACAAGAAAACUAGAAAUAUAAUAAAAUAUCACUUAAAUUUAUAUAUUUUUGUGUUGUGUUUUGUAUUCAGAGCAAAUGUUACACACCACUGGAAGUAACUAAAAGUUUUAAAUAUUUUGUUCCAUUUAAAGAAAAAUACAAUUUAGGUCUAGAUUUUUGUUUUUUAAUAUAACCAAAAGGUAUGGGUUAAUUUAAACGAUCUCACAAGGGCAGUAUUGUAAUUGAUUAAAAACAUCUAAAAUAGUGAUUGCACUUCCGUUUUUCAUGUUAUCAGAUAAGUUGAAAUGUAUAGUAUUAAUAUAUUUAAAUUGGUCCCCACACAAAAAAAUAGAAUAAAGGGGAAUCAUAUUGUUCUUUGUAACUGAUACCAAAGCAAUGUUCUUUUUUUCCUAAUUAUUAUUGAUUAUUGAGUUUAUUAAUUAAAUAAUUACUUGUAUAUUUGUAAGUAGCUAUAUGUUGAGACUGAGAGGGCUAGAGUUUUUUAGGGGCACGUUUUUGCCAACAGUUUUUAGCCCAGUGUACAUUCCCCAUCAUAUCAUUUUUUGGCCAGUAAUAGCCAAUUGUAUAUAAAUAUAUAUUCCAGUAUACAGGAUGUCUCAGUGAAAAGCUGUUUUAAAAAAUUACAGUAGACCAAAGACAAUUUUAUAUAAUUUGAAAGACGAAAAUAAGUUUUUUUUGCAAUUAUUUUCAAAAAUAUUUAAAAAAUAUAUUUUUCUUUAUACUUAAAUUUAUUUAAUUAUUAUUUAAAAGUUAGUAACUUUUACUGGACACCCUGUAGUUUUUUUAUUUAUUGCUGACUUAUCCCCAGUGUAUUAUAAAAUGAGAGAUGUUUCAAUAUAAGAUAUUCCAAAAUUAGUUAUCUGUAGUGAUUUUCCUGAAAACUUUCCCUAGUUUGUUCCCAAACCAUGAAGAUAACCAGGUAUUAAAAAUGUAGUGAUCCAAAAGUUGAAAGAAAAAUAGUUUUAUUAUGUAAUAGAUUUGUGUUUGAAUAUUUUUAAUUUUAUAUAAGUAUUUAAAUUUACACACUAGACAGCCAUUCUUCUGUUAUUGGUAAAUAACAUUUUUAAUUUAAAAACCAGUAUUAUUUUUGUACUUAAUUAUUUUAAUAAAAUCGUAAGUUUUAAUUCUUGGAAUACUACUAUAAAAUGGUAAAAUGAAUUCAGCACAACUUUUUAAACUUUCUUUUUGGAUGAUAAUAGUAAACUUAGCAUUAUUUAAAAAUAAUCGUCGAAGUCCCUUCAUUUGUGGUAAGUUUAUCUUUUAUAGUUUUUUUCUUAAUUUGUUUAUUUCAGCUAUUUUUGCAGUAUUAAAAAUUAUACUCACUAUAAAUUAAUUAAAAUUUUUGUAAACUGUCCAGAAUUUAAGUUUGUUUCUGAUUUCAUUUAACUGUUGAUAUUAUACAUAUAAAAAACUUGUGGCUUAGGAACGAUCAUAUCAAAAAAAACCAUUUUGUAACAUUUCAAAAAAUAUAUUUGGGAAUUUUGUUCUUGUUUUCAAUAGAGUUUGAUAACAAAAAAUUCUGAACAAGAGCGAAGAGGCUCAAAAAUAUUUUGUAAUUUUCUCAAACAAAAAAAAAUGACUUACCUUUUUCUAGAUGUUUUCCUAAAUGUAUUAGACAAAAAAAAAAUUAAAUCUCAGGUUAAGAGACACAAAGUAAAUAGUAG